Effrenium voratum is the source of this 2797-nucleotide messenger RNA. Lineage: Eukaryota; Dinophyceae; Suessiales; Symbiodiniaceae. The record is from the annotation of a GenBank genome assembly.
AUGGCUCCGCGUCUCCUCGCCCUCCCGGCACUGGCCUGGCGAGGCCCAAGAGCCGCCUGCGAGGAACGGCCGCCGCGCCAAAAGCCGAGGGUGGUGGUGGUGGGCGCUGGGCUCACCGGGUGCCUCACGGCCGCGCUGCUGAGGCGCUCAGCUUCCAACCGAAACCUGGAGAUCGAGGUUUGGGAGCGCGCCACCUAUCCAUCCGGCCGCUUUGGCGCAGGCUUUGCCUUCCAGGACCACUGGGCCGACAUGGGAGCACAGGUGCUGUCCGUGGUGGAGGUGGACUCCGGGCACCCCAACGCCGGCGCCGACGGCCACGGCCUGCAGACGGAGGCGCUGCGCUGCGCCUGGCGCGAGGUUCAGGCACUGCAGGCGCGGGGCGAGCUGGUGCGCGCGCCGGAUGAGAUGCUGGGUGACACGGAGGAGCGCAUGAAGUACGAGGGCCUCUGGGCCCACUUCUGGGCGCCCCUCGGCUUUGCCGCACUGCUGCGGCGGUACCUCGCCGAGGCCCAGGCGGCGCUGCACUGCCGCCGCCGCGCCGAGCGCGUGACCUGCAAGACGUGGAGUGCCCGUGCGCGGGUGGAGAGCGAAGGUGUGCAGGUGGAGGCCGACGUGGUGGUGCUGGCGGUUCCGGCGCCGGAGGCCCGGCGGUUGCUGGCAACGGCCGCGGCCGCGGACGCGGACGCGGCGCUGAAGGCGCUGGGGGCUUUGGGCUACGACGCCCGGCGCGCAGCGGCGCUGGCGCUGGACCACGCGGCGUAUCCCCUGGUGGCUGGGGCCUUUGAGGAUCACGCGGAGCUCACUGUGGAGGACAUGGGAGACGGGAAAGUGCACCUGGUCGCCUGGCAGAAUGCCAAAAGAAGUUCCUCAUGCGGCGUAGGGCACGGGGACCCCAUGCUGCUGGUGGUUCACUCGGAGGGCGGCUGCGCGGAGUCGGAGGGCUUUCUGCAGGAGGCGCUGGGGGCGGUGAGGCGCCUGGUGGGUUUCCCUGUGGAGGAACUGCUGCUGGGGUCCAGGGUCAUCGACUGGAGCUGCUGCCAGAUGGUCCGACCUCUCGAGAGCGUGCCGACGAGCUUCUCGCUGUGGGCGCCAUGCUCCGUCCAUGGCCGCGUUGUAGUGGCCGGGGACUUCUGGUCCCAGAGCAGCUUUUUGGGCUGCUUCUGCUCGGCCCAGGCGGCAGCGCGCCAGGAACGAGGUGGAGUCCUCAAAGCCAGCGGGCAUCGCGUAUGGCCGUUGCACGGACUUUGGUUCCUUGUGCGCAUCAGGCACUUUGGCUCAAGAAUAGAAGGACCGCGUCACAUGGACCGCCCUUCUGAAGAGCAAGCUCUGGCGAAUGCGGUGUACACGGAGCGGCUGGUGCAGUGGCUUGCUGCAAUGCGGCUCAUGGGCAUGAAGCAGCCAAGAGUUGUGACUGCCGGGCGCGCGAUGCGGGCUAUUGCCCAGCCCAAAAGGGCCGCGAUCCACGGAUAUCAGUACAGCUACGAGACGAACAAGCAGCUCCAGGAGUUUUGGUCGCACAGUUGGCAGACGCCAGCGUGGAAGAAGGCAUUGACGUUGUUUCUCCGCUACAACGGUUUGGCUGCCGCCAUCGCCGGCACCUUGGGUGCAGCAGUUCCGUUUGGCCUCUCCUGCUUUGACCUGAUCCCAGGCUACACGAAACAGCCAUGGAGAGGACCUCUGGUGGAGAUCGCCCCUUGGUGUCUUUUGACCGGCGCGCUGCUGUUUUGCAUCGUGGUGUGCCUGUGGCGAUCUCAAAGGAUUGUUUGGGUUGACCUCCUGUGCAUUCAUCAAACGGACCUGAAGCUGAAACAGAUGGGUCUCAUGAGCUUUGGUGGCGUUAUCAAGAGCGCCAAGGGGAUGUUGGUGGUGUGGGAUGAGACCUGGGUUGAGAGGCUUUGGUGUAUUUAUGAAUUGGCUGCGUUCAUGAAGAGUCAUGGAGAGGAGGCCAAGCAGCACCUCCUCAUCGUGCCGACCUUCUGUGGCACUUUCUGGGUGGCGCAAUUCGGGCUCGCCUUUCUAAUUAUGCUCGGCAAUGUGGUCCUUCCCUUUGACAAUGUGAUUGUCAUCGUUGUCGGCCUUGUUGGCUUGUUGGCGAAUGCGAUUGUGCUUGAGAUGCUGGUCUUUGACUUCUACUCUCAAGUUGAUACCCUGGAUGCUCGCUUGCGCUGCUUUUCUCUAAAGGAUGUAAAGUGCUCCUGCUGCACCAAUAAUCACACGGAUGCAGAUGGGCAGCCUGUGGGCUGUGAUAGAAGCAUCCUCCUUCAGUGUAUGUGCCACUGGUUUGGGUCAGAGGAUGCCUGCGAGUCCAUCAUUUCCUCCACCGUGCGUGAUGCGGUGAGAGAGAAGUUAGGCAGGUUUCCCUGGUCGUACUGGGCGAUGCUCUCAACGUUUAUGCCCGUUUGGUGGGCCUACAUGGACCACACAGCCGCGCGGAUCCGGGAGGAGCGCUGGCUGCAGGCUGGCGCGGUGGUCGUCAACUUUCUGGCAUGGUGCUUCAAUAUUUUGCCAGCAGUCCUUACCUUUACUAUUGCCAUGGUGCGCAAGACUCACGCAGGUUCGAAGUCGCAAAUGCGAUAUCGCUGGCUUUGCCGCAUAACGAAUAUCCUGUUUCACCUCCUGGCUCAGUCUUGUGAUCGUCUCACCCUGUUUUUAAUACCGGAUGAUAAGUUGCUCUCCGAGGCGCUUCUCCUCGCCGUAUCCUUAUUUCCAGCGAUUGGAGCCUGGAGGUUGCGAAGAAUCUCCUGAGAAGUUUGUCUCCAAUCAUUUACGGUUGUGCAAUUCGGGACAGACAUCAGCA